AAGUCCCGCCCCUAUGAAAGCUUAACUGGAAGUUGAACGCAUACAGGCAGGCUGGCGGAGAGACAAUACUCGAGGUUAGCUAGAUAACAAUGUUCUAAUCGUUGACCUUUUUAUUUCACAAGACUGGAUAUUCAAGAGGUAGGAGAGUAGGAAACAUGGCAACAUAUUUGCUGGAGCAUCGACAUACAGCGCCGAAACUAUGCGUCUCACUUUUCGUCUUCCUCCUUUUUGUUGUUGGCCCCAUCACGGCUCUCAGCGUCGGCGAGGCGAGGCUUGUCAGAAGCAACACCGUCGCAAAAGUAGAGGUAGAAGACUAUACAAAAUACUACAAUUAUGUCGAAAUGACCAGGCUACUGAAGUUCAUGGCCAUGAAAUACCCUUACAUCGCCAACCUGUCCAGUAUAGGCCAGUCCGUGCAGGGCAGGGAGUUGUGGGUUAUGCGAAUCACAAAGGACCCCAACGCUGACGUACCGGGAAAACCCAAAUGUAAAUACGUGGGGAACAUGCACGGGGACGAAACUAUCUCGAGGCAGGUGUUGGUGUACCUUGUGAACUACCUACUGACGAGGUAUGGAGAGGACCCGCGUAUCACGGAGUUGGUGACGAGCACGGAUAUUUACAUUAUGCCCAGUAUGAACCCAGACGGGUUCGAAAGGUCCAGAGAGGGGGACUGUAGUGGCGACGCUGGGGGUCGUUCCAACGCCAAGAACAUGGACCUCAACAGAAGUUUUCCUGACCAGUUUGACAAAAUCAACGUCCAGCAAGAAGAUGUUCCAGAGGUUACAGCUGUCAUUAAAUGGAUCCUGGAGAAAAAGUUUGUCCUGUCAGGGAACCUGCAUGGUGGCACUGUGGUGGCCAGCUACCCCUUUGAUGACUCGGCCUCCCACAUGAUGCAAGGUUACUACAGCAGCUCUGUGGACGACAACCUGUUUAAACACCUGGCGCUGACCUACGCCAAGAACCACCCCGUCAUGAGGACCGGGGAACCCAAGUGCCCAGAUACCCCCGACGAAACCUUUGAGGAUGGCAUCGUCAACGGGGCAAAGUGGUACGAUGUACCCGGAGGCAUGCAGGACUAUAACUACCUGAAUGGAAACUGCCUGGAGAUCACCAUGGAACUGAGCUGCUGUAAAUUUCCACCGGCCUCCGAGUUAAAGAAAGAGUGGGACUAUAACAGGGAGUCACUCAUUGCCUACCUGGAGCAGGUUCACAUUGGAGUUCGAGGCUAUGUGAACGAGGCUACCAAUGGGACAGCUCUGCCUGAUGUCAGCAUCGUGGUGGCUGGCAUCAACCAUAACCUGACCACGGCCAAGUUUGGUGACUUCUACCGCCUGCUGCUUCCUGGGACGUACAAUGUCUCAGCUGUAGCCACAGGGUACGUGUCCAUGACAGUAGUUGGGGUUCAAGUGGUGGAGGGCAAGGCCACUGAGCUCAACUUCACCCUGGCACCCCUGGGAAAUGAACCCACAGGUGGCAUAACCGUACCCUUUACCACUACCACUGUCCCUACCACAACCUCUGUCCUUACCACAACCUCUGACCCUGACUCCACCACCAUCGAGACCUCAAGCACCACUUCUGAGAUGGGGACCUCUGGGGCCAACGAGAGCUACACUCCCCAGGAGGCUCAGCCCCCAGCCCAGCCUGAGCACCAGCCCAUCCAGCCACAGGACUUCCGCCACCACCAUUACAAUGACAUGGAGCUGUUCCUGCGCAGGUACAGCAACAGGUUCCGUUCCAUCGCUCAUCUGUACUCCAUUGGGAAGUCAGCAGAGGACCGUGAGCUCUACGUCAUGGUGAUAUCAGACAACCCCACCGUCCACGAGGCAGGUGAACCAGAGUUCAAGUAUAUAGCUAACAUGCAUGGGAACGAGGUGGUGGGACGCGAGCUGCUCCUCAACCUCAUUGAGUACCUGUGCCAUAACUAUGGCAGCGACCCUGAGGUCACCCAGCUGGUCAACACGACCCGGAUACACAUCAUGCCUUCCAUGAACCCAGAUGGUUAUGAGAUCGCCAAGGAGGGUGAUGUCAGAGGGUACACGGGACGCAACAACAGUAACAACUUUGACCUGAACCGAAACUUUCCUGACCAGUUUACUACCAUCACUGAACCCAGGCAGCCAGAGACCAUCGCUGUGAUGAACUGGCUGAAGAGUUAUCCCUUUGUACUCUCAGCCAACCUACAUGGAGGGUCAUUGGUGGUCAAUUACCCAUAUGAUGAUGACAAGCAGGGACGUACGGAGUACAGCAAGUGUCCUGAUGACAAGGUCUUUAAACAGGUGGCCAGAUCCUACUCUCAGGAAAAUGCUCUGAUGCACAAAGGACACCCUUGUGAGGACCUUUACCCAUCGGUGUUCUUUGAGGACGGCAUCACCAACGGCGCCAACUGGUACAAUGUUCCCGGUGGUAUGCAGGACUGGAACUAUCUGAACACUAACUGUUUUGAGGUGACCAUAGAGUUGGGCUGUGUGAAGUACCCUAAGGCCCAGCACCUGCCUAUGUACUGGGACCAGAACCGCAGAGCCUUACUGCAGUACAUCCACCAGGUCCACAGAGGAGUAAAGGGCAUGGUGAUAGACAUUAGAGAUGGUACAGGCAUCCCUAAUGCCACCAUCAUGGUGGAGGAGAUCAAUCAUCCAAUCACAACCAACCUAGCUGGAGACUACUGGAGACUUCUGGUCCCUGGGACGUACCACCUCACCGCCUCUGCACGGGGGUACAACUCAGUAAAGAUCUACGCCACAGUGCCAGAGGAGGGGGUGGAGCUGGUAGACUUCCGGCUGACACGGGUGCGUUCGGAGCCCAAUGGACAGGCCCCCAAGGAUCCUGGAGCCACCCAGGACCCUGCGGAGGAGCAGUUCCAUAGCUUCAUUAAGGACCUGUCUCUUGGCCAGGGGCUGGAACAGCUGGUUCAGAGUACCGCCACAGAGAGCAGCUUCAGAUACAGACGCUACAAAGAGCUGUCAGAGUUCCUGAGGGGUUUGACGCUCAACUUCCCCAAGAUCACCUCCCUGCAUAGUUUGGGCCAGAGUGUGGAGUACAGGACCAUCUGGGCCUUGGAGAUUUCCAACAAACCAGACGAGCCUGAAACGGCCAAGCCCAAGAUCCGCUUGGUGGGAGGUAUCCAUGGCAACGCCCCCGUGGGCACAGAGCUCCUGCUGGAGUUCGCUGCCUUCCUCUGCAUCAACUACGACAAGAACCCCACCAUCACCAGGUUGAUAAACGAGACGCGGAUCAUCAUCCUUCCCUCCAUCAACCCAGAUGGACGAGAGCUGGCCAGAGAGAAACAGUGCACCUCUACUGUGGGCAUGACGAACGCACACGGGAAAGAUCUGGACACUGACUUCUUUGGUAAUGCCUCCCAGCGGGUGGUGGAGGCUCAGCCAGAGACCAGAGCAGUGAUGGACCUGAUCUUAGAGAGGGGCUUCACACUCUCUGUAGCCCUGGAUGGAGGCUCCCUGUUGGCUACUUACCCCUACGACAAGCCCGUACAGCCCGUUGAAAAUGAGGAAACUCUGAAGUACUUGGCCAAUGUGUACGCCAGCAACCAUCCCAAGAUGCACCUGGGGGAUACGGGAUGUCCAAGCAAUGGCCAAAUGGGUAACAUCCCAGAUGGAGUACUCAGGGCAGCAGAGAGACAAAGUCACAUGGGUAGUAUGAAGGACUUCAGUGUGGACUUUGGCCACUGUCCAGAGAUCACGGUGUAUACUGGCUGCUGUCUGUUCCCCCCGGCCGAGCAGCUGGCCACGCUGUGGGCUGAGAACAGGAAGGCACUGCUCAGCAUGCUGGUGGAGGUCCAUAAAGGUGUGCGUGGCAUGGUGAAGGAUAAGAGUGGGAAGCCCAUCGUGGGGGCCAUGAUAGUGUUGAAUGGGGGUGUGAGGGUGUUCACUGCAGAGGGAGGCUACUUCCAUGCUCUUCUGGCACCAGGAAACCACAACAUAGAGGCUGUGGCUGAUGGCUACCAGCAACAACGUCAGGAGGUGGUUGUGUCGUCAUAUGAAGCCGCCAGCUCCAUCAUCAUAGAGUUUGACAUGGACAACCGCAUUUUUGGUCUGCCCCGGGAGUUUGUUGUGGCUACUGCAGCGGCCUCCAUGACGGCCCUGGUGGUGACAGCCUGUAUCAUCUGGUGUGUGUGCUCUGCUAAAUCCAACCAGCAGAAGGAUGGUUUCCACCGGCUGCGGCAGCACCGUGACGAUUACGAGGACGAGAUUCGCCUUGGCUCCAAGAAAUCCCUGCUCUCCAACGAGUUCCAGGAUGAGAGCGAAAGCGAUGAGGACACGCUCUACGCCAACGCCAACAAACUCUGAGAUCCCACAUACAUACAUACAUACAUACAUACAUACAUACACACACACACACACACACACACACACACAUACACACAUACAUACAUACAUGGCCAACCUGGGUCGUAUUCAUUAAGCACCAAACUGAUUAAAACGGACGGAAACAGGGAAGGGACAAUAAGAAACGUUUGUUUUUGCUUUAUGUUGUUCGAAAACGUUUUGCUACAGUGUGCCCAAAUGAAUACGACCCUGUUAGUACUGGGCAAUUCCACAUUAACAGAGUGAUGCUGAGACUCCAAUUUAACACUUUAAAACAAAAACCAAUAAUUGCAAAGUUGAACACAUUGUAAGACUUGAUGCACAAGGACUACUUUUAACCAUUUCCAUAGAACAUUUUACAAUAACACAUUUACUUGAAGAACAGUGCAGAUUCAAAGUUUGGUAGCAGAAUGACAGUUUGUGCUGUUGGGGCCAUCAUUCUGUAUUUUGUAUUAUGUUCUGUGGAAAUUGUAGUAGAGUUAAUGUGCAUAGAGUUGUAUAGUUUUUGUUUGAAAUACAUUUUAAAGUGAAAAAUCUGAGUCUCACCUUGUUACUGUGGAAUUUCUCUACUAAUACUGCACCUCCCUGUGACUGUUGAGUUGGUCGUUGUUGUGCUCUGUGGCUCUGCUUUACUGGAGAGGACGAGGUGGAGCAGGGAGGGCUUGUUCUUGUCCGUCCCUAUAAGAUUCUCCAGGUCCCAUUUGCCUGUCCUCCCGCCCACCAGAGAGAGCUGUUUCAGAGACCACAACGGUCCUCUAUGGCUGGUGUCCAAGCCGAAUCAUCCAAAUUAACACCUGCUUUGCUCUGUCUACAGAUGCACACUAAACGCCUAGUGGAGCUGGGCAACCUUUUUUUUUUCUUCAUGCACGCAACACACACAUGCACACUUUUGCAGUUAGCCACUCAUCAACCUGUCCAUAUAUUUAUUUGAUACUUAUACUUGGAACUAGUACCAAUGAAUAUACCAAUUGCAGUCAUUUGAAAUUAUUAAAGAAAUGUCUGUUUCUCAAAGUUUUUGUCAGUGUUGUCACAGUCCAGUUAGCCAGUCUUUCAGAGGGAGCAUCAAACACAGUGCCUUGGCUGAUGUAGAGUUAGACAUGCCACUCUCUUUUAGGGCUACAGCACAGAAGCGUGGUGGUGUGGGUACUAGAUAUACUAGAAUCUUGUCCAGAUUAUGGUCUAGGACCGAUUAUAAUCUGUGAUCCAUCAUAUACUCAGGUGAUAUGGAAGACAUUAGUCAUCCAGGAUUCAUCCAGGGGUCUGGAGUAUUUUAAGAGAUGCACUCUUUCAGAGCAGAAGACUUACAAUGGGCCCGGGUUCACAGGCUGCAUGCGUUUUCACUUCUAUUGCCCUCUGCUUAUUCAUGUGCCCUCUUGAACAUACAGCACAAGGCACAUCUGCAUUUUACUACAGGCACUGUAUGUUAAAUACAAAUACAUGAUUCCCCAUUUAAUUGUUCAGGGAAUGCACUUUGAAAUAGAUGCAAAUAAUGUAAAUCACAAAUGGAUGGUUUUCUUAAUGUUUUUCCAUUUGAAAGAGAAUCUAUGCUUUUUCUUUCUACACACGUUUCAUAUCUCAAAAUGACCCUUAAGAUGGCAAAUUACUUACCCAUGCUUUAAUAAUCAGCCGCAACAUAUAGAUGUAUAUUUUGUUGUAAUUUACUUGUAUUUUUUUUCAUGCAUUCAUGAUUUAUUUGUACAUCUGAUAAAUCAUAAUUCUAUCAAAUCCUUGUGCUAGAUGUCAACCCUACAUUACUGAAAAGGCUGCAGAACGUCUGCUCUAGAACCAUCCAGCAAUUGUGGGAGAGCGUUUAGAGAGGAUGGCAUCUUCCUCUACAACAGUGGUCACCAACCCUGGUCAUGAGGAGUAUAAGGUGUGCAGACUUUUGUUCCAGCCCAACAUUAACCCUUCCAAUUCUACUCUCAUCAAGGUCAUUUUGAGUAGCUGGUUAGUCGAAUCAGGUAUGUUAGUGCUGGGCUGGAACAAAACCCUGUACGCUAUGUAGUUUUCCAGGACCAGGGUGGAGGACCACUAGUCUACAGGGGUGUCUGACUCCUAACGAUCAUCUCAGUUGCACAUAAUCAAUAUUGUAGCAAAGCCAGGUAAUCUUAGGGGGAGAAAGUAAGUUAUUUUUUUAUUUGAUUUACAUUGUGUGUGAGAGGGAUGGAGAGUGUUUUCUGAAUGGAUGUUGGGGUUUUGAUGUAAAUGGUUAUUUUCGUUUCUUUUUAUAUGAAACUGAAUUGAUUGUAGAUAAUGAACUGUUGCCAAGUGUAUUUGAAUGAGAAAAAUACGUGCAAUUCAUGUUAACCCUGACUACAACACACAUUUCAUAACAAACCAACCUGUUACGUUGUAUGUGGUGAUAUGACAGACAUGCUAACAUGAACACUCUUCAAGACAUUGAUGAAAUUAAAAAAUAUGGAAAGAAAA
Salmo salar (Atlantic salmon) is the source of this 6755-nucleotide messenger RNA. RefSeq names its product carboxypeptidase D, a (gene cpda). Gene Ontology annotation, molecular function: metallocarboxypeptidase activity; zinc ion binding. The record is from RefSeq and is a predicted model, not a curated record. NCBI's taxonomy places the organism in Eukaryota, Metazoa, Chordata, Actinopteri, Salmoniformes, Salmonidae. Gene Ontology annotation, biological process: peptide metabolic process; protein processing.